AUGCCUACUACUGAUCGAGCAGUGACCUCUCCCGACCACAAUCCAGACAGCAAAUCGUUGAGCUCUGUCAAUGUCGAUAGAACAGACUCACUUUCUCCCGAAGUCAUCCAUACACAGGCAAAGAGAAGAUGGGUCUCAUACCUAUGGGAUACUUUGGACAAGUCACCAGAAGAGAGGCGGUUUCUGUUCAAACUCGAUGCAGUGCUUCUUUCAUUCGCUUCGUUGGGAUAUUUUAUCAAGUAUCUAGACCAAGUCAACAUCAAUAAUGCUUUCGUUUCUGGCAUGAAGGAAGACCUCAACUUAUUCGGCAAUCAGUUGAAUUACAUGCAAACGUGCUGGACGGUAGGAUACGUCAUUGGGCAGAUUCCAAGUAAUAUCUUAUUGACUCGUAUUAGACCAUCAAUAUGGAUUCCAACAUGCGAAGUCGCCUGGUCCGUGUUAACAAUUCUCAUGGUCAAAUGCAACAAUGCGCAACAGAUUUACGUGUUGCGAUUCUUCAUUGGACUUGCUGAAAGUACUUUUUACCCUGGGAUGCAAUACAUCAUUGGAUCGUGGUAUCGUAAAGAUGAAUUGGCCAAAAGGUCUUGCAUCUUUCACACCAGUAGCGCUAUUGGUACAAUGUUCUCAGGUUAUCUUAUGGCUGCCGUCUAUCAUCUUGGAGGUAAGGAUGGAUUCAAAGGCUGGCAAUGGCUAUUCAUCAUCAACACAGUCAUCUCUCUACCAAUUGCUCUGGCCGGAUACUUUAUGAUACCCGACGUCCCUGAGAUUACACGAGCAUGGUAUUUUACGACGGAUGACAUUGCGAUUGCCCAGAAAAGAAUGCAGCUUGAGGGCAGAGCAAACCGUGCCCCAUUCACCAAGGCGAAAUUGAAGAAGAUAUUUUCCAGUUGGCAUAUCUAUUUACUCACAUUGCUAUAUAUCUUCUUCAAUAAUGGAAAUGGUGCCGCUUCCCAGCCUGCCUUUCAACUAUGGCUCAAGAAGGAAGGAUACAGCGUUACGCAGAUCAAUACAUACCCCACAAUCACCACGGCUAUUACAGUUGUUACUACAUUAAUCUAUGCAUGGACUUCGGAUACGGUAUUCAGAGGAGAACGCUGGCCACCAAUCGUCUUUGCAGGUAUCAUAAGCAUAAUUACUAAUGUCAGUCUUACGGUAUGGAACAUUCCUGUUGGUUGGAAGUGGGCCUGCUUCUUUUUGGCUGGAUUUGGUGGAGGUAUCAGUGGCCUAACAUUUGCUUGGGCCCAUGAAAUUUGCACCGAUGAUAAUGAAGAGCGAGCACUGGUAACAGGAUCAAUGAAUGAAAUGGCUUAUGUGGUCCAAGCAUGGCUGCCACUACUGAUCUGGCAGCAAGUCGAGGCUCCGGAGUAUCCAAAAGGGUAUCCAACAUCUAUUGGAAUUGCUGUUGGAAUGAUAACAAUGGCAUUUUGGAUAAAGUAUGCACAUGGACGGGAGAAACGGAGGAAACAAGUCCUAGAGGAUGAGCCAAGUUUGGGGGAUCUCGACUGA
Molecule: messenger RNA, 1506 nt
Organism: Trichoderma virens Gv29-8
Lineage: Eukaryota; Fungi; Ascomycota; Sordariomycetes; Hypocreales; Hypocreaceae
Exons: 2
Coding region: 1-1506 (501 amino acids)
Biological process (GO): transmembrane transport
Cellular component (GO): membrane
Molecular function (GO): transmembrane transporter activity
Source: RefSeq, a predicted model, not a curated record